Rotaria sp. Silwood1 is the source of this 1269-nucleotide messenger RNA. The record is from the annotation of a GenBank genome assembly. Lineage: Eukaryota; Metazoa; Rotifera; Eurotatoria; Philodinida; Philodinidae.
AUGAUAUCAACAGCAUCGUCUCACUCUUGUGUAUCAUCAUAUGCAGCAUAUACAUCAAGUUCAAAGAGUAAAAUUCGUGAAACUAGAACACCAUCAAAACAACCAUCGGUACUUAUUUUUGAACAAUCAUCUUUAUCUAAAACAUGCUUAGUCGUGAAUUCUCAAAGACAUCGUGAUCGAUCAGUUGCUUCAUUAGAGACUCGUACAAUGCCAACAAGUAAAGAUCUGACGAAAUCUCAUUCAACAAAAAGUCUUACUCUUCCUACUACAACUAUGCAACAACCAAAAUCGAGAACACUUGAUCAUGUAACAAUAUCUCAUAUAACUCGAUGUCCAUCGAACUUAGCAGCAUCGUCGAAUAGACAACUAUCAUCACGAACAAAAGCAAAUCAAACAAAAGAGAAUCUUGAAAAGAAACAAUAUUCUCAUUCGACAAAUGAUUUACGAACAUGCAUAUUAAAUGGUAAUAAUAAUAUUUAUACUAAUAAUGAUAACAAUCUAACCGAGAUUAAAGUGAAACAAAGUCUAUCAAUACCAGAUUUGAGGAAAAUGCAACAAGAACCGGAAGUUUCAUCACCAUCUGUAGCCGAACCAUUAAUCAACGAUCCGAAGCAAGAUGAUCCAAUUACACAUGAUGAUCGUAUGCUUACUGUUAAUCAUCUUGUUCAUGACCUUCAUCAAUGCCUUAAUGAGUUGGAGAAUCUUUAUGCAUCGGUUGCACAAAGCUCAGAUAUACGAGAUACGAUGUUAAAGCAAAAUAUUGAACAAAUUUAUUUUGAUCUUCAUAUACGCAUUACGAAUAAUCAACAACAACAGCAAAAGCAGGCGUGUGCUAUUGUGCUGGCUGAUUUUCAACAGCAGGCUCUUCUUCAACACAACUAUUAUCGUCAACUUCAUUGCAUUGAUGCGAUGGUACUUAAUUCAACAAUAAGCAAAAUUGCUCAGACCUAUGCCAAUUAUUUAGCAGCAAACAAUCUAUUUCAGCAUAGUGGUACCUCAGGAUUGGGCGAAAAUCUUUGGGCAAUAUGGUCAUCGGGAGCAAUUCGAUCUGUCAACGGUUCCUCGCCAACAAACAGUUGGUAUAGUGAAAUCAGUUCAUAUAACUUUGGUUCACCAGGAUUUUCAUCAUCGACUGGUCAUUUCACACAAGUAAUUUGGAAAGGAUCAAAACAAUUAGGAAUCGGUAUCGCUUUCACAAGUGAUAAUCGAACCGCUUAUGUUGUGGCUAAUUAUUAUCCUCCAGGAAAUUUAAAGUUAAAUUAUUCAUAA